Messenger RNA from Vanessa tameamea, 687 nucleotides. Its product is annotated as pupal cuticle protein C1B-like. The record is from RefSeq and is a predicted model, not a curated record. Lineage: Eukaryota; Metazoa; Arthropoda; Insecta; Lepidoptera; Nymphalidae. Bases 25 to 642 code for a protein of 205 amino acids. The transcript is spliced from 2 exons.
AACGUAACAACGGAACAAUCAAACAUGUACUCCAAGGUGAUCGUCUUCUUGUGCGCCGCUGGCAUCGCAUCUGCUGGCAACCUUCUUCACGCCGCACCCCUCGCUUACAGCGCUCCCGUUUCAUCUGUGUCCUACUCUUCACAAUCGACGUCCCAUGGUAGCCCAGUUGCUACUUACGCAGCACACUCCGCACCUGCCAUCGCUACCUAUUCUGCCGCUCCAGUAGUUGCUAAGGCAAUUUCACCAGCAGUUUCUUACUCUUCACUGUCCCACUCUGCUCCUGUUGCAUACGCAGCGAGCCCCUACGCCACCUAUGCAGCUUCACCAGCUGUUUCUUACUCCUCAUUGGCCCAUACCGGUCCCGUAACGUAUGCUGCGCAGCCAAUUGUAACCAAGACCUUAGCCGCUCCAGCUUUGUCGUACUCUUCGAUCGCAAAUCACGUUUCGCCUGUGACCUAUGCUGCUAGCCCCAUUGUGGCCAAGACUUACGCAGCCCCAGCAUACACUACCUAUGCUGCUGCUGCUCCUGCCAUUUCCACUUACGCUACCGCUCCCGUACUUAAGUCUGCCAUCUCAUACUCUGCCGCCCCAGCUGUGUCUCACGUCACCUACACCGGCUUAGGAGCUAGCUACGGCUGGUAAAUAAAACAAUUGUUAAUACAUAUAUAGAAUAUUUUAUUAUUUAUA